GGAUAUGGGGGACAUUUUUGGGGACAAGUUUCAAUGGAGAGAAGAAGACGAGAGAGAAGCGAUGCAGUCAUCCCGACGGCGGGGCAGGUACGCCAACACACUCUCACCCCACCUAGCCGGUCUCCUUAACUCUUCUCCCACAACCUGGCCAUACUUCCCAUCAACAAACACCGCCAUCUCCCGCUUUUAUUAGAGACAACUUCCCUGGGAUUCCUUUUACGGAGGACGUGCACCUUUUCUUCUUGUCUCUUGCUCUGCCUUAUCAUCUUAUCUGUACUUCAGUCUCCAGGAGAGACUUACUAUCACCAUGUCUUGGGACGGAUACCUUAACGACCACGUUGUCGGCUCCUUGAUUGACAAGGCCGUUGUUAUUGACGUUACCGGUGCUGCUGUGUGGGCCAAGUCCAACGGUGCUCAGAUUUCUCCAGACGAGAUGAAGACGUUCGCUAGCGCAUUCAGCGACAAGUCGAAGGCUGAAGAAAGCGGAGUUUCUUUCGGAGGCUCCAAGUACUUCUUCACAAAGCUUGAGGAUCUUACACACGAGAGUCUCCCCGAGCGGACUAUCCCUACGCUACACGUGGCUAAGGGAAAGGAGGGAGUCGUGGCAGCGAAGUGCACCCAGGGUAUUCUGAUUGCCCACUACCCCGAGGGAGUCUUCUUCGGCGACGCUAUUGACGCUGUCGUUAAGAACGCUUCGCACCUUGUGAAGAACGGUAUAUAAGAGGUCAUUGGGGUUCUAUAAUCGGAAAAUUUGGAGGUAUUCGCACUACAUGCUAGACGGGAUCAGCAAAGAGGUGGUAUCUCG
Molecule: messenger RNA, 805 nt
Organism: Paecilomyces variotii
Lineage: Eukaryota; Fungi; Ascomycota; Eurotiomycetes; Eurotiales; Thermoascaceae
Product: profilin
Exons: 5
Coding region: 308-721 (137 amino acids)
Cellular component (GO): cell cortex
Molecular function (GO): actin monomer binding
Source: RefSeq, a predicted model, not a curated record